GGCCUCACCCUGCCCCUCCCUCCAGGGCGGGGUCUGACAGAGCCAUAAAGCUCCAGGAGUCCAAGCAAAGGCUGGCAGCAGAGGUGAGAGGAAGAGAGCACGCAGGGCCCCUUUUUCGUCGACACCCAGGACACAAGAAGUGCUCUGUGGCAUUUGGAACGGUGCUGUGAGUCACAGGCCCUGGCUGAGUAACCUCAAGUGCAGAGAGCGAUGGGGAGAGAGACCCUGGCCCUCGGCUGGGCAGUGGCUGCCACGCUAAUGCUACAGGCGUUGGCCAUGGCGGAGCACUCCCCAGGGACCCCACACAGCAAGGCCAGUGUGUUCGCAGACCUGAGUGCCCACGAGCUGAAGGCUGUGCGAAGCUUCCUCUGGUCCCGGAAGGAGCUUCGGCUGCAGUCCUCCAGAGCGCUGACCAUCACCAAGAACUCUGUGUUCCUCAUUGAGACUUUGCUGCCCAAGAAGCAACAAGUACUGAAAUUUCUGGACAACCAUCAAAGGCGUCCCAUUCGGGAGGCGCGAGUCGUCGUCUUCUUCGGAGCCCAGGAGCAUCCCAAUGUCACCGAGUUUGCCGUGGGGCCCCUGCCACAGCCCCAGUACAUGCGCGAGCUGCCCCCCAGGCCUGGGCACCGGGCCUCCUGGACCUCCCGUCCCAUCUCUUCUGUGGAGUAUAGCCUGCUGAACCACGCCCUGCAAGAAGCCACCAAGCCCCUGCACCAAUUUUUCCUUGCCACCACAGGUUUCUCCUUCCACAACUGCCACCUUCAAUGCCUGACUUUCACAGACGUGGCACCCCGGGGCUUGGCCUCCGGCGAGCGCCGCAGCUGGUUUAUUUUACAGCGCUAUGUAGAGGGCUACUUCUUGCACCCCACUGGGCUGGAGCUCCUCUUAGACCACAGCAGCACAAACACCCAGGACUGGACCGUGGAGCAGGUCUGGUAUAACGGGAAGUUCUACCGGAGCCCAGAAGAACUGGCACGGAAGUAUAAGAAAGGAGAGGUGGACGUGGUUGUUCUGGAAGACCCACUACCCAAGGGGAAAGGGGCAGAGAACAUGAAGGAUCCACCCCUCUUCUCCUCCUACAAGCCACGCGGGGACUUCUCCAGCCCCAUCACAGGGCACGGCCCCCGCCUGGUCCAGCCCCAGGGCCCUGGCUACAAGCUGCAGGGCAACACCGUGCUCUAUGGGGGCUGGAGCUUCUCCUUCAGGCUGCGGUCCUCGGGGCUGCAGGUCCUGAAUGUGCAGUUUGGGGGGGAGCGCAUAGCCUAUGAGGUGAGCGUGCAAGAGGCCGUGGCUCUGUACGGCGGCCACACACCCGCGGGCAGUCAGACCAAGUACAUCGACGUGGGCUGGGGCUUGGGCACCGUCACUCAUGAGUUGGCCCCUGGCAUCGACUGCCCGAAUACGGCCACCUUCCUGGAUGCCCUCCACUACUACGACACUGACGACCCCAUCCACUACCCCCGAGCCCUCUGUGUCUUCGAGAUGCCCAUGCAGGUGCCUCUCCGACGGCACUUUAAUUCCAACUUCAGCGGUGGCUUCAACUUCUAUGCAGGGCUCCAGGGCCAGGUGCUGGUGCUGCGAACAACUUCCACAGUCUACAAUUAUGAUUACAUUUGGGACUUCAUCUUCUACCCCAACGGGGUGAUGGAAACCAAGGUGCAUGCCACUGGCUAUGUCCACGCCACCUUCUACACCCCCGAGGGGCUGCGCUACGGGACCCGCCUGCACACACACCUGAUUGGCAACAUUCACACUCACCUGAUGCAUUACCGCGUCGACCUGGACGUGGCAGGCACCAAGAAUAGCUUCCAGACCCUGCGGAUGAAGCUAGAAAACAUCACCAACCCCUGGAGCCGGACACACCACCUGGUCCAGCCAACUCUAGAGCAGACCAGGUACCUCCGGGAGCGCCAGGCGGCCUUCCACUUCAGACACACUCUGCCCAAGUACCUGCUCUUCACCAGCCCCAAGAAGAAUGCCUGGGGCCACCAGCGCAGCUACCGUCUGCAGAUCCACUCCAUGGCAGACCAAGUGCUGCCCCCUAGCUUGCAGGAGGAGCGGGCUGUCACCUGGGCCAGGUACCCCCUGGCAGUGACCAAGUACCGGGAGUCUGAGCUGUACAGCAGCAGCAUAUAUAACCAGAACGACCCCUGGGACCCGCCUGUGGUCUUUGAGGAGUUUCUUCGCAACAAUGAGUACAUUGAAGAUGAGGAUUUGGUGGCCUGGGUGACAGUGGGAUUUCUGCACAUCCCCCACUCAGAAGACAUCCCCAACACGGCCACUCCAGGAAACUCUGUGGGCUUCCUGCUCCGGCCCUUCAACUUCUUCCCGGAGGACCCAUCCCUGGCGUCCAGAGACACUGUGAUCGUGUGGCCUCGGGACGAUGGCCCCAACUAUGUCGAGCGCUGGAUCCCUGAAGAGGAAGAGAGCUGCUUGAUGCCGGCCCCCUUUAGCUACAAUGGGACCUACAGGCCUGUGUGAAGGUCCCCUGCCCCCAGCUAACUCCUACCUACAAGUCUGGACACCCCCCCCCACCCCAGACAAUAAACCCCUCAGGACUCAA
This is a messenger RNA of Rhinolophus ferrumequinum (greater horseshoe bat), 2563 nucleotides long. RefSeq names its product amine oxidase copper containing 1 (gene AOC1). Gene Ontology annotation, molecular function: diamine oxidase activity; copper ion binding; primary methylamine oxidase activity. Lineage: Eukaryota; Metazoa; Chordata; Mammalia; Chiroptera; Rhinolophidae. Gene Ontology annotation, cellular component: plasma membrane. Bases 211 to 2481 code for a protein of 756 amino acids. The record is from RefSeq and is a predicted model, not a curated record. The transcript is spliced from 6 exons. Gene Ontology annotation, biological process: amine metabolic process; response to antibiotic.